Nicotiana tabacum (common tobacco) is the source of this 2729-nucleotide messenger RNA. RefSeq names its product serpin-ZX. The record is from RefSeq and is a predicted model, not a curated record. Gene Ontology annotation, molecular function: serine-type endopeptidase inhibitor activity. NCBI's taxonomy places the organism in Eukaryota, Viridiplantae, Streptophyta, Magnoliopsida, Solanales, Solanaceae.
AAAGAUUGAUGUUUACAUACUAACAAUUCACAUUAACAUCACAAAGUGUAAAGAUACAAGUAAAGUUAUACAAAGCUUCAUUCAAAAAACAGAAGCUGCAGAAGCGUACUGACUAGCUCUUAAUAACUUGAGCCAAGAUCACCGGUCAAGGAAAAUACAGCAUCCUACACCAUGGUGUACAUAUACAUGAUGGAUGCUUGUAAAAAUCGAAAUAAACAAAAAAAAAAGAAGGAAAAAAUAUAAUAAUUACCACACAUUGAUGAAUUGAUCCUCUAUAAAAACUGGAGAGAUCAAGCCACUAGAAGAGGUCUCUUGCUUGCUCUAGAGGUGCCAUCGGCGAGGAGGGAAUAUAAAGGUCCCAUAAGAGAUGAGUUCUUUACUAAAACAGGAACUGCAUCUGCCCCACCAUUAAUGCACAAAACCAGCAACAAUGAGACACAAUGCUCCUUUGCUGUCCUUGAAUCGCACGAAUUCAAAACAUCGAUAAUAAUAGGUAAAGCUCCAGCAUAAACAACAGCCAUUGCUCCGUCAAGCCUUUCACAAAGACCUGAUAAAACCGCUAAAGAAGAAAUUAUCACUUUUCUUCUUCUUCUUCUUCUUCUUCUUCAUCUUCAUGGCUGAAGGAAUCGGUAUACCCUAUAAUUGGCCAGAUGAACCAGAUGAACCACAACAACAUCAAAUCUGGUUACCCUGGCGAGUAAUAGACGGUGUCCCUCCCGCUAUUCCCAUUUCCUCUUUAGACGAACUGAAUGACUGCAUAGAGAGAUUGGGGAAUUCUUUUAUUGUUCUAAUAGACUCUGAAUUCCCUCCGCCCGUAAAUGUAAAGUUGAAGCUGCUCAUCGCCGCAAGAGCCCAUGACCUCACCGUCAUUUCGGAGUUGCCUCCAGUCGAAUCUGAAUCAUCGCAAGAAUCAUAUUCAUCAUCUCCAGAAAACCUACACUACGCUCCAUCAGAUGACGAAGAUCACUCAUCUCCCAAGAAUCAGACACUAAGCGAGAUGGCAUGCAAUCGACUCCAUACAGAGCUAGGGAACUGGCAGGUCAAUCCCCCGUCUGGCUUCAAUCUUGAACCCUCCGAUUAUCUUCAAAGGUGGUUAAUUGAAGUGAAUGGUGCUCCUGGGACGCUGUAUGCUAAUGAAACUUAUCAGCUUCAAGCCGAAUUCCCUGAACAUUAUCCUAUUAAAGCUCCCCAGGUGAUAUUUUUGCCUCCAGCUCCUUUGCACCCUGAUAUCUAUAGGGACGGGCACAUUUGUUUAGAUAUUCUGUAUGACUCGUGGUCGCCUACCAUGACUGUUAGUUCUAUAUGCAUCAGCAUUCUCUCCAUGCUGUCAAGUUCAACUGUGAAGUUUCCCUCAUCAGAAAUGAUGGAUGUUCCAUUGAUUCUUUCAAAGCAUGUAUUCUUCAGCAAGUUUAAAGCCGACGAGGACGAGUCCAACAACGCAAACAUGGUGUUUUCCCCGGUCUCCAUUCAAAUAAUUUUUGCUCUUAUUGCAGCAGGCUCCAGUGGUUCCACAUUGGAUCAACUGUUGGCUUUUCUCAAAUUCAACUCUGUUGAAGAACUUAACUCUGUUUAUUCUCGGGUCAUCACCGACGUCUUAGCCGAUGGCAGCCCCAUGGGAGGUCCUCGUUUGUCUGUCACUAAUUGGGCCUGGGUUGACCAAUCUUUGUCUUUUAAGCAUUCUUUCAAACAGGUUAUGGACAAUGUUUAUAAGGCUGCUUCGGCUUCUGUUGAUUUUCGGAACAAGGGUGAUGAGGUUACUGGUGAAGUCAAUAAGUGGGCUGAAGAGAAAACGAAUGGUCUUAUCAAACAAAUUCUUCCUCCUGUUGCAGUCAAUAGCGGUACAAGUCUGAUCUUAGCGAAUGCACUAUAUUUCAAAGGAGCAUGGACUGAAAAGUUGAAUGCUUCAGAUACAAAAGACCAUGAGUUCCAUCUCCUUAAUGGAGGAUCUGUUCAAGCACCCUUAAUGACCAGCAAAAAAAGGCAAUACGUGAAGGCCUUUGAUGGUUUCCAAGUGUUAAGGCUUCGUUAUAAACAGGGCGAGGACAAGCGAUUUCUCAACAUGUAUGUGUAUCUCCCAAAUGCCCGUGAUGGAUUACCAACUUUACUGGAGAAAAUUAGUUCGGAACCUGGAUUUUUGGAUCGCCAUGUUCCAUAUGAAAAAGUUAAAGUGCACGAGUUUCUUAUCCCUAAGUUCAAAAUAUCUUUGGGGAUUGAAGCUUUAGAAGUUCUAAAAGGACUCGAGCUCACAUUACCUUUUAAAGGUGGUCUCACUGAGAUGGUGGGCGAGAAUUAUCCUCUGGCAGUUGCAAACGUUUUUCACAAGGCCUUUAUUGAAGUAAAUGAGGAAGGUGCAGAAGCUCCAGCUGCAAAAGCUUUUCACAAGGCCUUUAUCGAAGUAAAUGAGGAGGCUCCAGUAGCUCCAGCUGUUACUGUUGCUACAAUGAUGUUCGGGUGCUCGAUGAUGAAGGUUGAAGAGGAGAUAGACUUUGUUGCUGAUCAUCCCUUCAUGUUCCUUGUGAAAGAUGAGACUGCUGGUGUUGUUUUGUUCGUGGGCACUUUGUUGAAUCCUCUUGCUGUUUCGCCUUCCUGAGCUUUAAUUGAUAUAAUAGCAGUUGAGCCAAGUGUGAGUUGACAAACUACCCCGAAUACCGCUUUUAUAAAAUGUGAAAGAUAAAAAUUUGCGUGUUUACACCAAGCCAUUCAUAAUACUUUCUCCGUUUUUACUUGUC